AUGACGAAGAUGCGCGCUGUCGUAUACAAGGGACCUUUUGAGGUCGAGGUCAGCGAGGUCGACAAGCCCAGCAUUCAGCAUCCGUCCGACGUCAUUGUGAGGAUUACCACUUCAUGCAUCUGUGGAAGCGACCUGCAUAUGUACGAGGGCCGCACGGGCGCAGAAGCUGGUAUCGUCUUCCGCCAUGAGAAUAUGGGCAUCGUCGAAGAAGUUGGGGAUGGCGUUAGCUCGCUCAAGAAGGGCGAUCGCGUCGUCAUGCCUUUCAAUGUCGCCUGCGGUCACUGUGCGAACUGUGAAGAGGGCAAAUCAGCUUUCUGCACACAAGUGAACCCCGGAUUCGCGGGAGGCGCAUACGGCUACGUGUCAAUGGGUCCAUACCAAGGCGGUCAAGCGGAGUACGUCAGGGUACCUUUCGCGGAUUUCAACGCGCUCAAGCUACCCCCCGGAAAGGAUCACGAAGAUGACUUCGCUCUCUUAGCAGACAUAUUCCCCACCGGUUGGCAUGGCGUUCAACUUUCUGGCUUCAAGCCCGGCGAGUCGGUGGCCGUCUUCGGUGCUGGUCCCGUUGGUCUGAUGGCUGCUUACUCGGCGAAACUACGUGGCGCAUCAGCUGUAUAUGUUGUCGACCGCGUCGCGGAGCGCCUCCAGAAGGCGAAGGACAUCGGUUGUAUUCCGGUCGAUUUCUCUCAGGGCGACCCUGCUGAGCAGAUUAAGAAGAUGCGCGACGGGAAAGAAGUCGAUCGUGGUGUCGAUGCCGUCGGCUAUCAGGCCGUUAACGCCGACGGCAAGACAGAGCAGCCGAACGCUGUUCUCGAAGGCUUGAUCGCUGUUGUGCGCCCGACCGGUGGACUGGGUAUCCCUGGUCUGUAUGUCCCCAAAGACCCGGGAGCGCCAGAUUCGGCGUCGGCAAAGGGCUAUAUCUCCUUCCCGUUCGGCAAGUUGUUCGAGAAGGGCCUGUCUGUAGGCACUGGUCAGUGCAAUGUCAAGACCUACAACCGGUAUCUGCGCGACCUCAUCAUCGCGGGCGUUGCGAAGCCAUCCUUCGUUGUAUCGCACAACCUCCCGCUCCAAGACGCCGCAAGCGCAUACGACAAAUUUGACAAGCGUAUUGACGGGUACACGAAGGUCUUGCUUCAUCCGUGA
Peniophora sp. CBMAI 1063 is the source of this 1143-nucleotide messenger RNA. The record is from the annotation of a GenBank genome assembly. NCBI's taxonomy places the organism in Eukaryota, Fungi, Basidiomycota, Agaricomycetes, Russulales, Peniophoraceae.